Closterium sp. Yama58-4 is the source of this 201-nucleotide messenger RNA. The record is from the annotation of a GenBank genome assembly. NCBI's taxonomy places the organism in Eukaryota, Viridiplantae, Streptophyta, Zygnematophyceae, Desmidiales, Closteriaceae.
AUGCGGGCAGGGCAGGGCCUAAUGGUGGGCCCGAAAAAUAAUAAUAAUAAUAAUAAUAAUAAUAAUAAUAAUAAUAAUAAUAAUAAUAAUAAUAAUAAUAAUAAUAAUAAUAAUAAUAAUAAUAAUAAUAAUAAUAAUAAUAAUAAUAAUAAUAAAAACGGUCUUACAGACCUACUGCUCCGAAACCAUGUCCAACGCUAA